UGAUACAAUUAAAAUGUAAAAUAGUGAUAACGUAUAAAGACAAUAGAAAAAUUUAAAGAAAUAAGUUAUAAAAAUGAGUCUGCAAAUGACCUACGAACUGAAAACAGAGGAACUUAAGAUGUGUGUAGAUGAAAUUUCCGAUGCGCUAAAGACCAUAAGUGCUCACCAAAAGAAAAUUCAAGACAAACACAAGCGAAAAGAGGACGGGUACACCAGUAAAACUCUCGAUAAGUUGGAAGCAGAGUAUCGUGUAAAAUGCAUUGAGAUAAAGACGAAAUGUCAACAUAUGGAAUCGUUACUCCAGACAGUUCCUGUGUCAAACUAUUCUUGGAGAACAAGACAUACAGACAGAUUGACAGAAGACAAUGAUGUGUUGACCACAAGGUUACACAGCCUCGAGGAGUACCGACGAGAAGAAAAUACACGGUAUGCUACUUUGAAAAGAAAACACUUACCCUUAAUGACAUGCCGAUGUCAUUAAUUUUGUAUUGAUUAAAAUCGUUUAAAUUUAAUUUGAUGUAAUCAAUAAAACAAAAGUAUACAUGCAUUUAUUUGUAUGAAUGCUAGUGAAACAGUUUUAACAAGUAAACAAUGGUUUAAGUCUAAUACAUAAGUUUAGAUAUAUACAGUAUUUUAUUUAAAUCCGAAUCAACA
Messenger RNA from Dreissena polymorpha, 654 nucleotides. RefSeq lists its product as uncharacterized. Lineage: Eukaryota; Metazoa; Mollusca; Bivalvia; Myida; Dreissenidae. The transcript is spliced from 4 exons. Bases 74 to 481 code for a protein of 135 amino acids. The record is from RefSeq and is a predicted model, not a curated record.